CUUUCAAUUCAUUCAUUCAGCCCACACACUUCUGUUUUCCCAGGCACCUCCCAUUUUAUGCCCAGACUGGUGUGCAACGCCACCGACCAGCAACGCUAAACAUAUAUUAACUCACAUACGCAUUAACUCCGAUUUCGAUUUCACCCCCGCACAUACAACCCCCUCCUCGAUUCAACUAUCAUUUAUUCAUUGACAUACCCUUCCAAAGAUAUAAGUUUGAAUGAUCAAUUUAUGUAUUCAUUGAGUUGGCCAAACCAUGUCGUCCACACCAGAGUUCGAUCCAUAUGCUGUCUUAGGCGUCCAGAAAGAUGCCACCCUAGCAGAUCUCAAAACAGCCCGUCGAGAACUCGCCUUCAAGCAUCAUCCAGAUAAGGUCGGGAAUAACUCGUCGGAGAUGUUCCAGAAAGUCCAGAAGGCCUUCGAGAUCCUCUCGGAUCCCACAGAGAGGCAAAAGUAUGACCAGAAAGUUCGCCUCAAUGAGCUCCGACGGGAGAUGGCGGCGCGUAACGCAACCGCGGGCGGUUCGAUGUCCUACGCUCAACGGGGGAGUACGGUCCGUGAGUAUCGUGAUGGACGCAUCUAUGAAGAAAGAACGCCGGCCGAUGUGUACGACGAUGUCCGGUUUACAAAGGAAUCGCGGUCGACGCCCCGGAAAAACGAUGAGUUUGGAAUGCGACAACGGACGAGAGCAUCGGAGGAAAAGAAGAAGACUAAGAGCGUUCCUGUCAGCUCUCCCCGCCCAUCGAAAGAUACGGCGCGUAGCAGCAGCAGUGCCAAAACGACCCACACGGAUCGGGCCAAGUACCGUACCAAGGAACGGCGACGGGAAGCUUACGAGAAGAUGUAUGCUCCCUACGUCGGGUCCGAAGAUGAUGCCUCCGACUCGAGCGCGUCGUCCGUUUGGGUACGCGUUAAGCGUCCGUCGACCCGGACUCGGGAAUCGUCAUCUCGGAAGACCAAACCAGCAGAGUCUUCCCGCCGCUCCGAGCGACGGUAUGAGGAGGAUUACUCUGACGAAUGGGAUAAACACGAGAAACAAUAUUCCACGGCCGAAAACUACAUUCGCCGCUCCAAAGGGACACUUCCUGUGGAGCGUGAAUCUAGACAACGUUCUUCCCGCUCCCCCAAUCAACGUCGGGGCUACGAAUCGGCCGACCCAGAGUCUUCCUCCUCCCGCCGCGCCGGUAGGUCAAAACGAUCCACCGAAAGCGUGCGACCUGAUACGUCCCGCCAUGGCUCAUUUGAGGAUUUGGAGUCUUACGAUCAUCCAUCCCGCAGUUAUGAAGCCAAGGUCCCGCCCAUGCCAACCCCCGCCACUGCUGCAGGGAUGAAAGUCCCUUCGUCUGUCCGGCCCUCCCUCCAGCCCUCACGAUCUGCGAAUGCUUCUUAUUCCCGAUCAAAACGGGAAGGCAGUAGUCGUUCGGAUCCUGUACUUUUAGGCAUGGUGUAUUCUGACCCACCAUCGCGUACCGCGAAGGUAAGAGGCGUGGAGAAGUCGGAUUCAGGGUACUCAAGUCCAGGUACUCCGGAAAUGGCGGCCGGGGAAAGCCCUCCCAAGAUGUCCACACGUUACAAGGUUUUUAACGACAAGCUUGUCAACGAGCCCGAGACCAUUCUGGUAGAACCAGGCAUGCCGUCACAACCACACCCGUCUCCGAGACACUCCAGAACAUACUUACCGCCACAAGAACGUCUGCCACGCGCCCCACCGAAACCAGUUCGGAGUAGUACUUACGCUUACACCCCAGAGCCGUCCAAGCGUUACGAACAGGUCCGGCCAGAGACCUCUAGGCAAUCGUCUAGCAGACAAUUGUUCGGCGAAGCCGACUACAGUUCCCGCCUUAAGGAGAAGGAGUUUAAAUAUGCCCGCGAAAUCGGGCCGGACAAAUAUUCUCGCCACCACUACGAUAGCUAUCACCCCCCACCUGUCGGAAGACGCCAGUCCACCUACACUUGACGAACCCAUGAUAACGACAGUAACCCAUAUUCAAGAUAUUCAUUGAAACACACCACUUGCAUUUAGGCGGCUCAAUCGCAGUUGACAUCAGAAAUGUUCAAUGAUAUCCAGAGAAUAACAUACAAGGUGUCUGUCAGCACUCGAUGAACGCCGACAUAUUUCUGUUCUUCGCACAUUCUAAGAUAUCAUUAUUAUGCCUUUACUCCCAGAAACGGGCUA
Messenger RNA from Aspergillus caelatus, 2176 nucleotides. RefSeq lists its product as uncharacterized. Lineage: Eukaryota; Fungi; Ascomycota; Eurotiomycetes; Eurotiales; Aspergillaceae. The transcript is spliced from 2 exons. The record is from RefSeq and is a predicted model, not a curated record. Bases 257 to 1957 code for a protein of 566 amino acids.